Molecule: messenger RNA, 1458 nt
Organism: Gallus gallus (chicken)
Lineage: Eukaryota; Metazoa; Chordata; Aves; Galliformes; Phasianidae
Product: olfactory receptor 6M1-like
Exons: 1
Coding region: 415-1380 (321 amino acids)
Biological process (GO): G protein-coupled receptor signaling pathway
Cellular component (GO): membrane
Molecular function (GO): olfactory receptor activity; G protein-coupled receptor activity
Source: RefSeq, a predicted model, not a curated record
CUCACUCUGCAUGGAUUGUAUGGGAGGAAGUUAACUUGCUCAGCCUGAAGUAUCUGCACAGCAGUGCCUUUUGAGAGGCUCCUAUUUUUUUUUUCUUCCUAAUAUGGACCAUCCUUAAGAAUUUGAAGGUGAAAUUUUUUUCCCCUCAGAAAAGUAUGGCUUUUUGCUAUACUUUUAUAUACUUAUAUAUAGUUUAUACUAAAAGCUUAGGAUGUUGGAUAGUAAUAACAAUUAGAAACUCUUUGGAAACAACUGCAUUAGUGUGCAGAAUAGCAGCAGGAGAGAAUGUGUGACAGAUGCACUUCUGCAAUAUCUUUGUCUGUGAUGUACAGAAGGCCUGCCAGCAAGGGAGAAGAAAAGGAAGGAGAAAGUCUUCCAUCCAGACUGUGACAGUCAGAUGAACUGGAGUUGGCCAUGGGACAAGGAAAUGAAACUGUCGUUACUGAAUUCAUCCUCGAGGGUUUCUCAGGGCUUAAUCAAAGGCUACAGCUAUUUCUCUCUCUGGUCUUUCUACUCAUCUACCUGACAACGGUGAUGGGGAAUGCAACCAUCAUUUUCCUCGUGUGUGUGGAUAACCGCCUGCAAAUCCCUAUGUACUUUUUCAUUGGCAAUCUGGCAUUCCUGGAAAUCUGCUUUACAUCCUGCACAAGCAUCAAAUUGUUGGUGAUUCUGAGCUCUGGCAGGAGAACAAUCUCUGUAAGUGCCUGCUUUGUCCAGUCCUAUUUCUACUUUGCCCUGGGAUGUACGGAGUUGAUUCUCCUUGUGGUCAUGUCCUUUGACCGUUACCUUGCCAUCUGCCAGCCUUUGCGCUAUGCUGCCAUCAUGACGCAGCAGCUCUGCAUCCUCCUGGUUGUUGCUGCUUGGGUCGCAGGCUUCACAUUCAUGAGUUACCACCUGGUACUGCUCUCAAAGCUCACGUUCUGUGGUUCAAACAAGAUCCAGCACUUUUUUUGUGACAACUCCCCCUUGUUCCAGCUGUCCUGCUCUGACACCAACUUGCUCUGGAGAAUAGACUCCGUUUUGAUCCUGUUCAUUCUGCUGGGUUCAUUGUGUUUAACUCUGUCAUCUUAUGUGUGCAUCUUGUUCUGUAUUCUACGCAUGCCUUCCAGGAGGAAAAAAGCUUUUGCUACUUGUUCUUCCCAUCUCACCAGCUUGGCCAUUGCAUUUGGAAGCUGCCUUGAUCUCUAUUCACAUCCCUCAGAACGUGUUUCUUUGGAGACCAACAAACUUGUGGCUUUACUGAACACUGUCCUGUACCCGUUCUUAAACCCUUUCAUCUACAGCCUUAGAAACAAGCUUGUGGUGCUGGUCCUGAAGGAUGCCAUUGCCCAUGCAACAGCGCAGCUUUUCCCUCAGUCACGAUGCAUUUCUGGACAGUAAUUCUAAUUAUCUGUUAUUGUACCUAAUGCUGCUAGGGCUGUCGGACACACUAUGUAGAGGAGAAGCAUUUUUGGAUUG